AUUGAGUCAGAGUCUAUACGAGAAGUCAACAUGGCCGACCCACUUUCAGAAGCAUUUACGAAAUUGCUUUUGGAUUAAUUUGUUUUACGAUUGACGUCAAUUACAAUAUUUCGUCGUCUUUGGGAAACGUUAAUUCAUUUACGUUAUGUGUUUUCAAAAGUUUUAAGAUUAAUCAAUGGUUUAAUUUAUUUGUUUCAGAAUGAGCUGGAAUGAGCUGGAAGUGGGAUUAGUAGCGGCAACACCAAUGCUGUCAUGACUGCUGUAAACUCGGUCGCAACAACGCGGCUACCGUUGCCGACGUUUUCGCCGCGCACCGUGCUGAUGUACAGUGCGGCGGUUGGCGGCGAGGGCGCGGUGGCUCUGCAACUAAGAGAAGCAGCUCCUGGAGAGAUAGAUGCAGCGAGGCUGCAUGACGAACGACUUGCAAUCGCCUGCCAUGAGCCUGAACUGCUCGCUGAUCUGCUACACACUGCUGCUGACAUUGACGGCGAGCACGAUGGCCUGACUGCUCUGUUGGGAUCGGCUUCACCCGACUUGGCACUUGCCUCCGACGCCUCCAACAGCCUACCACUUCCUGACCACGAUAAUGAUUGCACGACGUCAUCCUCAUCGAGUAUCUUGGGCGGCAUCGCGACUGUGUCAGUUGCGGUGACUGGGCUGGAUUCGCGGCCCCUCUCUGUUAAGAAGGUUCGCCCAAAGCCCGCAUCCCCCAAUCGUCAGGGCCCACAACAGUGCCAGGUGUGCAACAAAGUAUUCGGGAACGCAUCAGCACUAGCCAAGCAUAAGUUGACACACAGCGAUGAACGCAAGUACGUGUGCAUCACGUGCGCGAAAGCUUUUAAGAGGCAGGACCACCUAAACGGUCACAUGCUAACGCAUCGCAACAAGAAACCGUACGAGUGCAAGGCGGACGGCUGCGGAAAGUCAUACUGUGAUGCGCGCUCACUACGCCGGCACACGGAGAACCACCACCAACCGCCACCUGACUCUAAUGCAAGCAGCAGUAUUAACGGCCACUCAGGUAGUGAUCGUGACUCGAAUUCCGUUCGUGUGGCAUCACCAACGUCGCCAUCCAGAAACAACCCCUUACAUUCAGAUUUAAGCAACGGCUCAGAGAAGUCGAAUGGUACAAUCACAAGCGGUAGCGGUAGUGGAGGCAGCAGCGACAGUUGCCCGCCGGGUACACCGCCCGCGCCAGCAACGCCGCCAUCAAGGUUUAGCAAAAACAAGAACAACAGCAGCAAGCCUAAAAGUUGCAACAAUGCGCAGCAGGGGUGCCAAAAAGGAGGGAGCGUCGGGAGUGGAAGUGGGGCAACAAGUAGUGCGGGUAGCGGAGCGGCUACGAUUGUGUCCCGACCUGGCGAAAUUAAACCAGUUGAAUGCAAUCUGUGCCAUCGCAAAUUCAAAAAUAUACCAGCACUGAAUGGCCACAUGCGUUUACACGGGGGAUACUUUAAAAAGGACUCUGAUAGCAAAAAAUUGGACAAGAAAGAAUCUUCCGGACCCCCGCUUCAAACUGCGUCAGUUUCUGUACGAGCGCUCAUUGAAGAGAAAAUCAUUAGCCGCCGGGGAGCUGUGACUUCCGCAACAACAGGUACUAGUGCCGACACAGUCACGACUCGAGCGAGUUUUGUUGCUCCAGCACCUCCACCGUUGUCAACGAUCCGUACAUCUACAGCUUCACCGGCUUCCCCAAUAACAUCCACACAAUUCGCACCUCCACGUACCCCAUCAGUAAUAACAGUAGCUACGAAUGUCGCGACUAGUAAUACGGCUACGAAAGACUCUACUCUCAUUGAAUUAUUAAAGAAAGGGAACACUAAGGUUGUAAAACGUUCAUCUUCUGACCCCGGACAAUCAUCACCUCAUCAAGAAUUUACAUUUCGCCCGGACCUAUUUGGUGUAUCAUUUAAUUCAGACGAUGGAUACUUUUCUCCAGCCCUUAACGAUGAUACUUUUCAAUUUGCAACAACACCAGAGCAAUUGGAGGAGCUCGCUGCGUUAGAAGACUACGCAACCGUAGCAGCUUCUAUUAUACGAGAGCGAUCGCCCGUUACGUUCCCGUCCAGUCGGCGUCUCGCUGCCGUGUUAAACUCACCUUUGCCCGAAUCCUUAGCUGAUUUUGGAGCUAGUCAUGGUGGAUCACCUGUACCAUCACCAGGUAUUGGUUACGCAGAGAGUUCGCCAUGCCUAUCCUACUCAACAGGGGAUUCUCCCGGGCUCGCUUAUAAUGCAAACUCGCCGGGUGGAAACUAUUCUACUCAACCAGAACCAUCACCUGGACUUGCUUAUCCUACACCCCCAGCAUCCCACGAUGCUCACUCACCUGCGCAUUCAGUGCCACGUGUCUCGUCACCUUUAUCAGCUGCUUUCUUUACGGCUACAAUGUCCAGUCAAGAAGAGGUGGAAGAAGCGUUAGAGGAAGUACUGCCAGAAGAAUGUAGAUCGUUAGAUGCCUACACACUGGAGCCUACUCCUACACCACGCCGUAUUAUGUUAAAUUCGGAAGAUCCUUUACUGUCGAGUAGCCCGCGUGAUUUUUCACACCAAAGGCACUUUCGUCGCCAACAUCGAAUGGGGUCUUCUUCUGCACCAAUGCAUCCAUGGCAGCAAGAUACUUCUUCAUUACAGGUAUGUGUGGAAGGCCGAGACAUUGUACCGGCGGUGUUUCUGAGUCCUUGCAGCGUUCCCGCGUCGCCCCAACGACGCAAGCGGCGCGCGUCCCCGGCCGGCCCGUACCGCACGCGCAUGCGCCGCGCCACCGCACACUAUACACCGCAGCCUAUACUGCCACCUGAUAGAGACGGCUCAGGACUCCUCAUAGAACUGAUGAAUGGACUUUCGAGUACGGAAAGCGACGUGAUAGCACACCUUGAAGAAACCCGUCCGCCCCAAAUUAAUAUUGGUAUCGAUUACCAAGCCAAUAUACCAGAACUAUGCAAUGACCGCAUAGACUUGCAUAAAGCACCGGAGCAGCUGCUUUGGGACCCAGGCAUUAACGAUGCUCUUGACGAUAACGAAGUACGCAUGUUUAUGGAGCUGGCGAUGUGCGCGGCAAUGCCGGUCGGUGGACACACAAGAGAGUUCGCCCUUCAGACUCUUGGCGAAUGUGGUGGCGAUAUCAGGGCAGCAACGUUGCGCCUCAUGUCGCGGCCCGCCGCUCCCUCGCAGCACGAGUCGCGGUGGACACCGGACGAAGUUGAAGCUUUCUUAGCCGGACUCGGACACUACGACAAGGAUUUCUUCAGAAUUUCGCAGCUGAUAAGAACAAAGGAUUCAAAGCAAUGCGUGCAGUUCUACUAUUUCUGGAAGAAAGUGACCAAAGACUACAAGCCGCUGUACUUGCGAAGCUGGAGCAUGGACCCGCUGGCCUCGUCUCAAGGUUCAGUAGCGCAGAUUAUGCACGGGCCGGCUUCGUGUACAUCGUCACCAACUUCUUACGAGGGAGAGGAAUAUCCGUGCAAGAUUUGCGGAAAAGUAUUUAACAAAGUUAAAAGUCGUAGCGCGCACAUGAAGUCGCACCGGCCACUCGACGCCGAGCCGAAAAGGCCAAAACUCGAAAAGCCUUAUGAAAAGGUCGAGAGAUCCGAUGACAGGCCCCACGCGACAGCUGAAUAUCAAAACAAAACGCACUCACUGUAACCAACCCCUCACUUGAUCAUAUCUGUGACCUCACACCGUCUAAUUG
Molecule: messenger RNA, 3688 nt
Organism: Parnassius mnemosyne (clouded apollo)
Lineage: Eukaryota; Metazoa; Arthropoda; Insecta; Lepidoptera; Papilionidae
Source: the annotation of a GenBank genome assembly